This is a messenger RNA of Rhinocladiella mackenziei CBS 650.93, 1728 nucleotides long. RefSeq lists its product as uncharacterized. Gene Ontology annotation, biological process: box C/D sno(s)RNA 3'-end processing; rRNA methylation. The transcript has a single exon. The record is from RefSeq and is a predicted model, not a curated record. NCBI's taxonomy places the organism in Eukaryota, Fungi, Ascomycota, Eurotiomycetes, Chaetothyriales, Herpotrichiellaceae. The coding region runs from base 1 to 1728 and encodes 575 amino acids. Gene Ontology annotation, molecular function: histone H2AQ104 methyltransferase activity; rRNA methyltransferase activity; RNA binding. Gene Ontology annotation, cellular component: small-subunit processome; box C/D methylation guide snoRNP complex.
AUGAGAACAUCAUACUCUCAGGUCAGCAUAAGGCGCUGGUCCUCCAAAAGCAAGGACCCCCCCAAUAUUACCCAUACCAAGGCCAUCCAUGUCUACGACUUCGACAAUACCCUCUUUUGCAGCCCUCUUCCCAACCCUCAAAUAUGGAGUCCACCUGCAGUUGGAAUGCUUCAAGCAUAUGAAACACUUGCAUACGGAGGAUGGUGGCAUGACUCAAGCAUACUGGCGGCAACCGGAGACGGCAUCGAAAAGGAAGAACCUCGUGCUUGGGAAGGAUGGUGGAAUGAUACCGUCGUUCAACUUGUAGAGAUGAGCAUCCUGUCAAAAGACGUUCUCACGGUCUUACUCACCGGAAGAGGAGAGACAGAUUUCGCCGAUCUGGUCAAUCGGAUUUGCAACGCCAAAAACCUCGAUUUCGACCUUGUGGUCCUCAAGCCUGAGGUUGGACCAUCCGGACAGCGCUUCGAAUCCACCAUGAUUUUCAAACAAGACUUCCUGAAAGAGUUGGUCUUCACAUACAAGAACGCGGACGAGAUCAGAAUCUACGAAGAUCGGACUAAGCACGUCAAAGGAUUUCGGGAGUAUUUCGAACGACUGAACAAGUCAUUGAUCUCCCACCCAGUCGACCAGCCCCCCCCUCCACGAAAGCCCAUCACGGCCGAAGUGAUUCACGUAUGCGAGUUGAAAUCCGCCCUUAACCCGGACACGGAGAUUGAAGUCGUCCAACGAGCCAUCAACCGCCACAAUCAUGCAGUUUUAACCGGAGGUCCGAAUCCGACCAAAAGUGUUCGCAAACAAUUGAAAAUCGUGGAGCACUUCUCAUACUUUGGGUAUUUGAUCAACCAAACCGAUUCGGCUCGGCUCAUCACCCUAUGCAGCAUACCACCUCAUCUCAUUGAUUCUGGAGAGGUCCGACUGCUGGCUUCCAGCAUUCUGAUCACUCCGUACUAUCCUAGAAGAGAUACCGUCAAACAGGCUGGCGGUCGUGGUAAAAAAGUCACGUGGCAAGUCACUGGCAUCGCCAAGUUUGAAGACCGAAUCUGGGCAGCAAAGGUGGCUCCAGUAUCGGAAACCCAGAUCUACACUCAAGAUCCCAUACCACUUGUUGUUCUGGCCAUUCGAAAAGGCUCCCGACAAGUCGACGCUUCGAGAAUCCACGAGUGGCAACCCGUUGCGCCGGAGAAGGCCUUCAUGUUCGAAACUACGGUGGGGGAUAAGAUUAUGCUGAAGAUCGAGGAACAGGACUUCGUUGUUGGGACUGGCUCUAAGGGAGUACGAAAAGCAAGGACGGUUUUCGACUCAAGUGAUGGGGGCAACAAACGGAAAUACCCUCAAGAUGAAUCCGACUUCAGGGGCAAAGAGAGUUAUACCCGUGUGACCGCCGGUGGGGAUAGGGAUGAUGGGACCUGGGCGGCAAAAGAUCGAUCUGGUGGUGGUGGUGGUAAAUUCUCCCAGCGGAAUCAUGCCAGCAAGACUCAAUUCAAUAAUCGCAACAAUCCCAACAUGCCGGGAGCCCGAGGUAACAUUCAAGCUGCAAAUGCGAGUGCCAGGCAGCGUAACGCUGGGCCAGGUGCUGGAGGCAAUCGAGGAAGAGCUGGUGGAGGGCCGGGUGGAGGUGGUAAUCGAGGACCGCCAGGAUACAAAAGCCUAGACGAUUAUGGACCAGGAAAUUUUGAUGGAGCGAAUGAUAUGAAAACCGGGUCCGGCGAAAUGGUUAUGAACUAUUAA